GGUAAGGGACAAAAAUGAUGGUCUCUUCUUUAGACAGGCUUUUGGCGAUCUGUCUAUUAAUCUGUGCCUGUAUUAUACCUACUCUUUGCCUCAGGCAAGUUCGACGACACACGUGCACGGCUACCUGACAUCCUUUUAUAUUAAUUUUUCAACGAAAAUGAAUGUUAUAUUUUGUACCACGUGGGUGAAAAGAGGUGUCGCCGCAGCUGUUCCUGAGAAGGUCGAAUUGAAACCUGAAGAGCUCGAAGAGAUUAUAAAAGAGACACAAUCCGCUUUAGAAGAUGAAGAGUCUGAUGAAGAGGCAGCUGGCCCCUCGCAAUCGAAUACGAAAAAAAGUGCAAACGAAUCUCCCACAACUGGCGAUGAAUACAACUUUCAAGACUACGAUGACGAAUCUGGCAAUAUGUAUUGCAACAUUACUUCUCUAGCUAGCUUUGAUGUUGAUGGUGAAGAUAAUUUUAUAACAAAUGAUGAUGUAGAUUCAGAAAAUGAGGAUGACAUUAUUAAAGCUGAUGAUAAUCUGGUACUGAUUGGCCAUGUUGAAGGAGAUGCUAGCAUCUUGGAAGUAUUUGUAUAUAAUGAAAGAGAAGAUUCUUUUUAUUGCCAUCAUGAUAUAUUAUUAUCUUCGUUUCCAUUGUGUAUAGAAUGGCUUAAUUAUGACUCUGCAGAUCCAAAACCAGGCAAUUUAUGUGCAAUUGGCAACAUGAGUCCCAUAAUCGAGAUUUGGGACUUGGAUUUGAUAGAUUGUUUAGAGCCAGCCUAUAGAUUAGGUUGCAAACCAAAUAAAAAGAAAAGGCAGAAGCGUGUAGGCCACAGAGAUGCAGUUCUAGACAUAGCAUGGAACCAGAAUUAUAUGCAUGUGCUUGCUAGUGGUUCGGUCGAUAAAACAGUUCUUUUGUGGGACUUGGAUAAUUGUAAGCCGGUGACUAAACUAGAUUCAUUUAAUGAGAAAAUACAAGCAUUAAAGUGGCAUCCACAGGAAACCCAUCAAUUAUUGACAGGAUGUGCUGACAAAUUCAUAAGAUUAUUCGAUUGCAAGGAACAAGCACUUGCACGAAGUUGGGAAGUAUCGGGAGAAGUGGAGAGGGUAUUGUGGAAUCAUUAUGACCCAAAUUAUUGCAUUGCCAGCACAGAUAAUGGUUACAUAGAAUACUUUGAUGUUAGAGGAGACAAGCCAUUAUGGCAAAUCAAGGCUCAUGAAAAAGAAGUUACAGGUCUUUCUCUUAGCGCAUCGUGCCAAGGUCUAUUAGUAUCUUGUUCAAAUGACGGUGUAAUGAAAGUAUGGGACAUUCUCGAUCAAAAAAGUCCUGUCCUCGUAUGGGAACAAUCGAGUAAUUUAGGUGCUAUUCAGUGUCUCGCUGCAAAUCCGGAUAACGGAUUUAUAUUUAUCGCUGGCGGGGAUAAUAAAGCACACAAUCUUCGAGUGCUAGAUUUCAGGGAGAUUCCUACAUUGCGAGAGAGAUUCAUGGAUGCAGAACGUGUCGCGUCGAAUAAUUCAUUAAUAAUAAAACAGGAGAGGGUAAUAAAACAGGAGAUGAUGGACGUCACUGAUAACAUGGAAGAUAUGGAAAUUGAAAAUCUGGGCUCAUUAAGUAUGCAAAUUAAAAAAGAGAAAAAGGAAACUUAGAAUAUGUUUUUAUGGCACAUUAACAUUUGUACAUACACCUACAGUAUGUAUUUGAUAAGGUAAAAGCUAAUCAUUAAAAUGUGCUUUCUCAAAACA
Messenger RNA from Nylanderia fulva, 1723 nucleotides. RefSeq names its product no child left behind. Lineage: Eukaryota; Metazoa; Arthropoda; Insecta; Hymenoptera; Formicidae. Gene Ontology annotation, cellular component: nucleus. The record is from RefSeq and is a predicted model, not a curated record. Gene Ontology annotation, molecular function: protein binding. Gene Ontology annotation, biological process: rRNA processing.